Meriones unguiculatus (Mongolian gerbil) is the source of this 3003-nucleotide messenger RNA. It is a transcript of the gene Rtn4ip1, whose product is annotated as reticulon 4 interacting protein 1. Gene Ontology annotation, molecular function: oxidoreductase activity; zinc ion binding. The transcript has 9 exons. The record is from RefSeq and is a predicted model, not a curated record. NCBI's taxonomy places the organism in Eukaryota, Metazoa, Chordata, Mammalia, Rodentia, Muridae. The coding region runs from base 363 to 1553 and encodes 396 amino acids. Gene Ontology annotation, cellular component: mitochondrion.
GGGUCACGUCGGGGAUCGAAGGCUACAGUCGGCCUGGCCUCGGCAUCGCGAAUGCAGUUUGUUCGCGCGGCCGAGGGCUCCCUGCUCGUUUGCUUUUCCCUUGAGGGGAAGGAGCGUGUAAAGAAGGGAGAGACAAUGGGCAGAGGACUGGCUGGACGUCCGCGGGUGCCUUGACGUGGGGAGCGCAGCAGCUGCUCCGUGUUCUCCGGUUGCUUCCUUCGGUGGAGUGCAUUUCUGAAAGCUCCUCCCCUCUCCACUGACCGGUGGGUCUGGCAGAAGUUGGCCGAGCUGAAGGGUGUCCGCUUGACCCGCUCCGGCCGUUUCCUUUUCGUUGGGAGGACGCGGCCCCCUCUCUGUUCGGGAUGGAAGUUUUGAAGACGCGUGCACUUAGAAGAAGCGCCUGUGCCGCCGCCCGCUUCUGGAGAAGCAAAGUUACCCCGAAGCCGCCGUGUAGAGGCCUCAGUACUACGCCUGCGCGGAGCACUGUCAUGCCCGCUUGGGUGAUAGAUAAAUACGGAAAGAAUGAAGUCCUUCGGUUCACUCAGAACAUGAUGUUACCGAUCAUACACUAUCCAAACGAAGUCAUUGUCAAAGUCCAUGCUGCCAGUGUAAAUCCCAUAGACGUGAAUAUGAGAAGUGGUUAUGGAGCAACAGCUCUAAAUAUGAAGCGUGAUCCUUUACAUAUGAGAACCAAAGGAGAAGAAUUUCCUCUGACUCUGGGUCGGGAUGUCUCUGGUGUGGUGAUGGAGUGUGGGCUUGAUGUCAAGUACUUCCAGCCUGGAGAUGAGGUCUGGGCUGCAGUUCCUCCCUGGAAACAAGGCACAUUCUCAGAAUUUGUUGUCGUCAGUGGGAAUGAGAUCUCUCACAAGCCCAAAUCCCUCACGCAUAUCCAAGCUGCCUCUUUGCCAUAUGUAGCUCUCACAGCCUGGUCUGCCAUAAACAAGGUCGGUGGCCUGAGCGAGAAGAAUUGCAUGGGAAAACGUGCUCUAAUCUUGGGUGCAUCAGGUGGAGUUGGUACUUUUGCGAUACAGAUAAUGAAAGCAUGGGGUGCUCAUGUGACAGCAGUUUGCUCUCAAGAUGCCAGUGAACUUGUAAGACAGCUUGGAGCAGAUGAAGUCAUCGAUUACACACUGGGAAGUGUGGAAGAGCAACUGAAAUCUUUAAAACUGUUUGACUUUAUCCUUGAUAAUGUUGGUGGGUCUACUGAAAAGUGGGCUCUGAACUUCCUCAAGAAGUGGUCCGGAGCUACCUAUGUGACGCUGGUGACUCCUUUCCUCCUCAACAUGGACCGACUAGGCGUUGCUGAUGGCAUGUUGCAGACAGGAGUCACCGUGGGUACCAAAGCACUGAAGCAUUUCUGGCAAGGAGUCCAUUAUCGCUGGGCCUUCUUCAUGGCCAGCGGUCCGUGCCUAGAUGAAAUUGCAGAACUGGUGGAUGCAGGAAAGAUUCGGCCAGUUAUUGAUCAGACCUUCCCUUUUUCUGAAGUCCCAGAAGCCUUCCUGAAGGUGGAGCGAGGCCAUGCCCGAGGAAAAACUGUAGUUCACGUCAUUUAAAUAAACGAGUGUGCCAGCUUUCUUGUCAGUGAGUGCCGGACAUCUCACCUCCCCAGGCAGUUUUCCAAGUUAGAUGCUCAGUUUCGUGAUCUGUUUAAAAACCCGAACAUGAACCGUGAGACAGCUCAGCAGGUAACGGUGCCAGCAGAGCAGGCAUGGCUGCCUGAGUUCAAUUUCUGGAACCCACCUAAUGGAGGGAGGAGAGAACCCAUUCCACAGAACUGUUCUCUGAUCAACUUCCGCCCCCAUCGUGCACACACCUCCACAGUGAUAAAAGAGAAUAGAUAAUGUGUUGAAGCAUUGAGGUUUGUAUGUUGUGUGUAUGUGUGUGGGCAAACAUGCCAGGGUGCACUUGUGGAGCACAGAGGACCUUCAGCACCCACUCCUUCCCUUCCUGUGUAGGUCCUGAGGAUAGUACUUGAGUCGUCAGGCUUGGCGGCAGCUGCCUUUACCCGCUGAGCCAUCUCACCGGCCCAAUAAAGAACACUUAUAAAAAUAUGUAUUUUAAAAAAUACUUUUAAAAUUCACUAUUUAAGUUAACAUACAGAAUAGAAAUUCUUCAUGGAAUUCCAUGUGUGUGUCACUAAAAUAUAGCCUUCUUUUGCUAAUGUUUGAUAUAAAACCUUCACUUGUCUGUAGUCAGAAGUACAGUGUUUGGUUUCUUUUAUGUUGUGCUUAUGGGUGUUUUGCCUAUAUGUAUGAGCACCACGUGGCAUGCCUUGUCCCCGAGGAGGCCAGAAGUGGGUGUCAGAUCCUCUGGAACUAGAAUUAACUGGUGGGUGUGAGCUGCUAUGUGAGUGCUGGGAAUUGAACCUGGGUCCUGGAAGAACAGCAAGUGCCCUUAACCCCUGAAUCAUCUCUCCAGCCCCUACACAGUGUUUUUGUUUGCUUGCUUAAGCUGUGCUUUUGCAGACUUUUGUGGCCUUUUUUGUAGCUCCGCUCCCACCAUCUCACCCUAAUGUCUGUGAACCUCUGAAACAUGCAGCGUGUAGGUGGGUACCAGCAUGAAGAACUUAACACCGGUACCUUCUGAAAUUCUUCAGUUGACUAUUUUCCCAACUGGCUGCUCUAGUUUGGGUCAGAAACGACUCCCAGCAUUUGGAGGUGAUAGAACCUUUAAGAGGCAGGACCUAGUGGGAGGAAGUGGGGAAGUGCCAUUAGGGGAGACACCAGGGUCCAGUUCUUUCCUGCUUUCGUCCUGAUCACCAGUGGGCAAACCUGUGGAGCAUUUUCUUGACUGAUAAUUAAUGUGGGUGGGUCCAGCCCACUGUGGGAAGUGCCAUACCCAGGUAGGUGGUCCUGGCGUGUAUAAGAAACCAAACUGAGUAAGCUAAGGGGGAGCAAGCCAGUCUGCAGCAUUUCUCUGUGGCCUCUGCCUUGAGUUCCCACCCUGACUUACCUCCAAAUGGACUGUAAUCUGUGAGGUGAAAUAAACCCUUUCCUCCCCGUU